UUUUCCUUGUUUAGAUUGGGAGGGUGAUUGGUUAUGAUGCUUUAUUACAGUUAAUAUAAUUGCUUUAUUUAACUGAAAUCUCUUGACAAAUCUGAAAAUGAGAUGAGGGUUGCAGAGAAAAGCAAAAGCUUGAUUCAAUGGUCAUGGUGCUUAUCCUCUCUUGCAAUGAUUCAAGAAUUUUCCCCAGUGAACUAGAGAUGCUCUCAAGUCACUGAACUUUAUGCAAAGCAUGUCAUCCAACCUAUUGAUAAAUGUGCAACAUGAAGGACACCAGAUUCUUGUCAAAGGAAGGACAUCCACCACAUGUUCAGGGAAAUCUUUCAAACAUCACCUUCAUUCGGCCCUUAGCCACAUUCACCCUCAUUGCUACACAUUUUGCUCGAUCUUUCGACCGUGGUAGCUCAACUUGCUUGGUCAUUCGACCGUUGCAACAUAAGUACAAGCACAAGCACCAGCACAAGCACAAGCACCAGCACAAGCACAAGCACAAGCACAAGCACAAGCACAAGCACAAGCACAAACACAAACUUGCUCGCCUUGCACCUACGCCCCUGCUCCCUGCUCUGCGCUUUCCCCUUUGCGCUCCUGCGCCCCUGCUGCACCGAGCCUGCACCCCGAUCACACCCAGAUUUCCUUUCUCUGCGCCCCCUGCUGCACCGAGCCUGCGCCCCUGCGCCCCUGCACUUGAUCCUGCACUCCUGCCUCUGCCAAAAAGCCGGAUCCUCUGCUGCACCAGAUCCCCUUGCCGCCUGCUGCGCCGAACCCACGUUGCUUGCACGCCUGCACUCUGUGCCAGCAUCAUGACCCUGCACCGAGCCUUGCUGCACCCCUGCUGCUCUGCCUCUGCACGCUACAGCAGCUCCAGACAAAUUGGCAUUAUUAUUGAUUGACAGAGCAAGGCCCCUUUUUUAUUGUUUUUAUCAUUAUUUUUAGCUUUUAUUGGGGUAUAUAUAUAUAGAGAGAAAUCAGAAUGAAGGGGGGGAUUUUUUGGGGUUGAUUUCGGGUCUGUUGCUGGGGAGUGUUUUUGGAGUUUGAUUUUGGGGACUUUGCUGGUUGAUUUUCGGGUUCCUCCUGGAGCUGAAGGAGGUCUUUUGUUGUGUGGUUCUGGUGUUGACGGCGGGGAGGUCUUUGUUUUUUUUGGUGAGUUUGGUGUUGACGGCGGAGAAAAGGAAAAUUUGCUCUGCUGGAAGAAUUGAGUCUGCUUUGUGUAGGUAAUUUCUUUGAACAGUGGUGAAGGGGACGAUGGGAGCCUGGUCCCGUGGGUGGGAUCCCUCCCAUCAGAUCUGGAUCUGCUUUUCCUAGAAGAAUUCCGCCGUGCGUGUUGCUUUGUUUGUUGAUUUCUUUCUCUUUGUAUUUUUCAUUUAAUGUUCAAGAUCGUAUGUAUUUCUUGAGAAAUGAAUGAAAGAUCAUAUAUUUGCCUGUUUAUUUGCUUGAUGA
Messenger RNA from Rubroshorea leprosula, 1437 nucleotides. The record is from the annotation of a GenBank genome assembly. Lineage: Eukaryota; Viridiplantae; Streptophyta; Magnoliopsida; Malvales; Dipterocarpaceae.